Danio aesculapii is the source of this 3369-nucleotide messenger RNA. Its product is annotated as protein LSM14 homolog A-like. Gene Ontology annotation, cellular component: P-body. Gene Ontology annotation, molecular function: mRNA binding. The coding region runs from base 1 to 1485 and encodes 494 amino acids. The record is from RefSeq and is a predicted model, not a curated record. Gene Ontology annotation, biological process: cytoplasmic stress granule assembly; P-body assembly. NCBI's taxonomy places the organism in Eukaryota, Metazoa, Chordata, Actinopteri, Cypriniformes, Danionidae. The transcript has 12 exons.
AUGAUCCCAGGUUUCCAUAAUCCCAGACCAGGCCGUAUCCUGAGCAGCUGCUGUGGGGUUAUGGAGAGAAGUGGAGAGCUGAGACUGAUUCCUCUGCUGGAUGAGAAUGAUCAGCUGGUGAGAUGCAUCUCUGAGUAUCAGCAGAAGGGUCGAGCCACCGAAUUGAAGUCUUUUGGCACUGAGGAUCGUCCCACAGACAGGCCUAUCCCACCUCGAGAUGAUGUCUUUGAGUACAUCAUAUUUAGAGGAAGUGACAUCAAGGAUUUGACAGUGUGCGAGCCGCCCAAACCCACCUGCAACCUUCCUCAGGAUCCUGCAAUCGUGCAGUCCUCUUUGGCAUCCACCGCCGGCCCCACAGCACCUUCCUUCCAGUCAUACAGCCCCUUCAGUCGGGCCCCGUACAGCCAGUUCAGUUCCACUCCGCUGGUACCGCAGGCAUUCGGAGCCGCAGUUACAGCCGGAAGCAGCUCAGGUCCUGCGUUCAGUAGCGAGGCGAGCACUACUGCCCCUCUUUCCCCUCACUCUCGCUCGCUGAGUGCUCACAAACCCGAAGGUCGUUCCAGCCCAUCUCUAGAGCCCUCGAGGAAGACCCCCACCCUGGAGCAUGCUGUCCAGACGGCUCCGGUCGCUCCACCUGCGGCUACCACCAGUGCAGUGAGCCAGAAGCCUGCAGCCACCCGACCCAUCCUCCUCACCCAGAAAUCCGCUGAAAUCCAGGAGCUGAAAGCAUUGGAAGCUCAGAAGGUUCCUCGGCCUGAAUUGGAUUCAAACAGGCCUGACAACAAAGACCCAAACAAACGGCACUCUGGAGGAGGUGGUGCUCCUCUAAUGAGGAGGGGGCGGGGCAGCGGUGGUGGAGGUGGUGGUCAGCGUGGGCGGGGCAGGUUUAAUGGCCGUAGAGAUGGACCAAUGAAAUUUGAGAAGGAUUUUGAUUUUGAGAGUGCAAACGCCCAGUUCAACAAGGAAGAGAUUGACCGCGAGUUCCAAAGCAAACUGAAGAUUAAAGAUGAGAAGUCGGAGAAGACUCUGAAUGGAGAGGAGAAGACUGAUUCAGGUGUGGAGACCCAAAACAGUGAAGGAAACGCAGAUGAAGAGGAUCCACUGGGACCCAACUGCUAUUAUGACAAAUCAAAGUCCUUCUUUGACAACAUCUCCUGUGACGACACCAGAAAGGAGAAAGCAGCAGGUGCUUUUGGAAGGGAAAGGAGGCAGACCUGGGCGGAGGAGAGGAGGAUGAAUGCGGAAACGUUCGGUAUUCCGCUGCGUCACAAUCGUGGCCGUGGCGGUUUCCGUGGCCGAGGUGGUGGUAUGGGUUAUCGUGGCGGACGUGGGCGUGCAGCCAGCAGGGGCUCCUUCAUGCCCUCCCGUGGGGGCGGGUCUGGAUUUGGGGGCGGAGCUGGAUUCAGGGGCGGAUUCAGAGGUGGCAGAGGAGGACGAGAGUUCUCUGACUUUGAGUACAGGAAGGAGAACAAAGUGGCGGCGUAGUCCAACCCGAAGGCCAGAUCAUCCGAACAGCCAAGAAUCACCGCUCAUCCACGUCUAGAUUAACGCUUUGGUUUUGACUCCAGACUAACAGGGACAGCCUCUCUCUGUUGAACACCAGCGCAGGUCUCAUGCCUGCCUUCAGCUGGACACGCAGCUUUCAGUUUAUUUCCUCCUUCCUUUUUUUAGAAAAAGAAAAAAACCCAUUUGAUGUUUUUUGGAAACGUUUGCUCUGCGUUUGAUACGUUCUGAGGGGAGAAUUUGUGUACAAAAUGCCGCAACUUCGGUGGAAUGACGAUGAUGAUUUUCUGGUAUUUUUUGCAUCAACCUUUAGUUCCUUUCGUAAUAACCAGAGGAUGGUAUUUGAUAUUCUGCUAGGUGUACAGAAACCCCGCUGAAACUGUGAGCGCUCUUCAGUCAAAUAGCUUUUGUUCAUUUUUAUUUUAAUUUCCAUUGGUUUUGUUAUAUCUAUUGAAGCAGCAGAACGCAGUCUAGAGUUGUCCGAGCUAAUCCAAAUGAAAUAAACAUUCAGUUUAACUCAGACAGCCCGAUGGAUUCACAUCCAAGCCGGUUUGGUUCUCAUCCGUUUCUUAAACAUCGAUGCUUUUUCUUCAUGUUAAGUAGAACUAGAUUAUUAUUAUUAUUAUAUUUACAGAUAAACCUCUUCUAUUUGGUGCAUUUUGCCCUGUAAACAGCUUCAUCGUCUAGCUAUAGGUCAGUUAAAAGAAAACACAUCCUGGUUUUUGAUUGAAUGUAUGGAUGAAUUCAAUGUUUUGGUCCUCUCUAUGCAGGAUUAGACUGCUGUUCUGUCUUUAAAAUGUAUUUUGAUAUUCCAGUGCCAGUUAUUCUUGCCUUUUGUUGUCGAUUAUGUCAAUUUCCAAGAGGGCUUUUUUUGAUAUAAUAAUCUCAACACGACGCCCUCAAUGACGAGCCCAUCACUGUUUAUUAUGAUGAUCUUCUGGAAAGAUCCUGAACCCUUUAAGAAUCCGAUUGGAUGUGUUGAAAUUGUGUUCAUGUGCACUUUAAAGACAAACGCCGCGAGUCUCACAUGAUGAUGUGAAAGCAAAUCUGACGUCAUUUCAUACAGCCAGAUGAAUCUAAGGCCAAUAGUACAGUCAUAGUAAUAAAAUGCAUCGUUUAGCUGGAUAAAACAUUAAGCGUCACUCAAUUCAGAAGUUCCUGGUUUGUGAAUAGUUCUGUUAUCUGUUUGAUACACUCGUGUGUAAAUGUGUUAUUUCAGGUACCAGCCGUCUAUUGCUCUGUUUGUUUACGCAGCGGCCCAUCUCUUCCCCAUUGAAUGUCACUGAAGCACUAGUUCCUGCACUGUUAAAUGGGAGUCAAUUAUUUCUUUUGCUGUGCUUCGUAUUUUUAAUUUGUGUUCCAGACAUCCAAAGACUGAAUUGGGGAUAACUUAAGAAGCAGAAGUACUUUCUUUCUCUCGGAUGGCUCUGUGUUAUUAUGCCGUCUUGUCUGUCUCAUAGUUUACUUGUAUUCGCUCCCUUAAAAAUAAAAAAAGCACUACGAUUUGCAGAGAUGUCCCGCAGGCAGCUAGAGGAACGCAGUCUGACCGAUCACUCCAGGUAUAAUGGGAAGCGAAUCUGAGCAGGGGGCAGAUUUUGGUGCUGAAUUUGGACUGGAGAUGUGAAUGAAUCCAGUCUAGCGUUGUGUGAGACGUGGAUGGAAGUGCAGGACAUGUGUCAUGUAUUAAGGGGCUUGAUGUGAUUUGUUUGCUCAGACUAACUCUGGAGGAGUUUGAUUGGCAGGUUUAUUUUGUUUCUUUAUUUUUCUGAAUUAAAGCAGUUGUACAUGGUGUGCUCUUAGAGGGCUUCAAAUGGGGGCAAACUGAGGUUUUUAUUCAACAAGAGAAAUAAAUAGUUGUUCAGUAAA